AUGAAUCCUCAUGUAAAGAUUGUCCAAAGGUUUUUGAUCAUAUUGUUCUCUUUUCUAUUAGCUUACUACAAAGCUACUCUGUUCUUGGCCAUAAGUCUGAUGUCUUUUCGUAGGAAACAUUUUGGGAGUUGCAGCAUCACAUGUAAACCGUCAGGGGAAGCUCGCAAACGUUAUGUUUCUACUAUCUUGAAUCUUGGAGGUUAUUUGUCUCGUGGAGAGUCUUCUUGUAAAUGUACUUGCUACUUGGCAUAUCUGGCAGAGUUUGAUGCUGUUGCUGGUUCCCGUUGGGUCCCUAUAGGUGACAAAGUUCUCCUUAUGGCUGGUAUUUUCCUCACAUAUAUGGCUGGAGUGAUUCCUCUUCAAAACUCUGGUUACUCAUCCACAAAGAAAACUGUGGAGGAGAAUCCAGAUGUUGGAACUUCAGAAUCUUCUGGUAGGGACACAGAUUCUGAGGGUGAUUUGAAGUCUGUAUUGGAUGUGGUGAAAGGAAACCUUUUAGAUUCUUUAGACGCCAUUAAGCGUGAGAGUACACUUGGAAGAAGAGUUCUGAAAGCCAAACCGCCUCAAGGGAAGCUCCCACUGAGCUUAAACUUGAAGAGGAGGUCAGCUUACAUCUGCUUUCUUCAGUAUUUCAGUUUGAGCAUAUUUGGUUUUGUAGACGUUACAGUGAUUUAUACUUCAGGGGCAUAUCAUCAUUAUAAAAGUAGUGUAUCAACAAAAAGCAGCAUUUCCGCUUUGAGCCAAACAAAUAAGAUAUCUAACACAAUCAAUACGGAUGACUGGAUGAUUAGUUUUACUGAUAUUGUCCGUGAAGCAUAUCAAGGAGCAGGCAGGGCUUGGCUAACAAGGGAACUGUCUGUGAAAAGCACUGAUUCUGGAUGGACAAAAGAAACCUAUUUAUUAAAAAAGGUCUCCAAGAAUAAUAAUGAUGAACGUGUGGGGUCUAAAUAUAAUUUACCCAAAAUAAAAAAGGCCUUUUCCCUCCCAUUCCCUCUUUCCCGCUUUCUCCCUAAGCUCCUCCCCCUCCCGCAAACUCAAGCUCCUGUCAUGGGCAAAUACAUGAAGAAAUCGAAGGUCACCAACGAUACGGAACCCACGGAGCCAACUUCUUUGGGCGUUCGCACCAGAGCCGCCAAAACCCUAGCUUUGAAGAGGCUCAAUUCCUCCGCCUCUGAUCCCGCUUUAGCGGCAGACUCUUCUUGCUACCUUCAGCUCCGAAGCCGCCGUCUGGAGAAGCCAGUGGCGUUGACGGAGCCGAAACAGGGGACGAGGAUUAAAGAGUCUGGUGGCUCGAAGGGUCCGGUUAACUCCGGUUCGGGUUCGGUUCGUGUAGCUCAGAGCUGUGACGGAGAUGAAGGGGUUGGAAAGUUUGAAGCUUUUGUUGGAGAGAAUAGUCUUGAUUUUGAAUCGAGACAAAGCACAAGGGAGAGCACGCCUUGUAACUUUGUUGGGGAUGUGGAGAUCAAUGUUACACCAGGGUCUAGCACAAAGACGAUGCGCACAGCAGCCACUGAUUACACAAGGGACAGAGAUAGCUUGGUCCCAUCCGCUGGUGAACUGGAGGAGUUCUUUGCGUAUGCAGAGCAGGAACAGCAGAGGCUGUUCAUGGAGAAGUACAACUUCGACAUUGUGAAUGAUGUGCCCCUCACUGGACGCUACGAGUGGGUGCAAGUCAGUCCAUGA
Messenger RNA from Eruca vesicaria subsp. sativa (arugula), 1683 nucleotides. NCBI's taxonomy places the organism in Eukaryota, Viridiplantae, Streptophyta, Magnoliopsida, Brassicales, Brassicaceae. The record is from the annotation of a GenBank genome assembly.